Messenger RNA from Paralichthys olivaceus (Japanese flounder), 2366 nucleotides. The record is from RefSeq and is a predicted model, not a curated record. NCBI's taxonomy places the organism in Eukaryota, Metazoa, Chordata, Actinopteri, Pleuronectiformes, Paralichthyidae.
AUGACCUCCAAUGAAGAAAACUUCGAGGAUGCAGUUGAAUACCUUGAUGAUGAGGACGACAUGACCUCCAGUGCACUGGGAGCUCUAGGGAAUCGUUAUGGCAACAAAGCGAUGAAAACUGGAAUUGGACGUUAUCCUGGGGCUCAGCUCGGUCUUGGGGGUUACAGAUCUCAUGGAUUAGGAGGAAGAGCAGGCCUGAGACAAGGUGGAUAUGGAGCCCAGGGAGCUUAUGGUGCCAGCCUGGGCACAGGAAUGGGUCUGGGGACUGGACUUACUAAUGGAAUGGGACUGGGCUUGGGCCAGGGAGGGAAACGAGUUUAUGGUGCUGGCCUCGGCACUCUGCCAGGAUAUGGGGCUGUGGCUGGCAUGGGCUAUCCUGGAGCCCGACCAGGAAUUGGACUUGGGUAUCCCACUGGACAGAGGGCUGAGGAACAAGUACCCGGUGUGUCUGCAGCAGAUUUGGGUGGAGCAGAGCUGGCCAGUCUGGGCCAGGCUAUUCAAGAUCUGAUGAGAGAAAAGGGCAGAGCACUUGCUCUCUUGAAGGGGAAAGGAGACAAAGGUCUUGUUCCUGAAACACCAGUUGGAGGUGGCAGUAUUCUUGGUCCUACUGCACCUGAGUUACUUGCAGGAGGAGAUGUCCCAAGCUUUGAACCGUUAGUAAAGUCAUCAAGUCUUGGAUCCACAAUCCCUCUUGAUAAACCGAGUAAAAAUCUUGGUCUUGCUGCUUCACAAGCACGAGGAGGAGAGAGUCAUGACCCUAUGGUCUUGAAAAGAAAGAGCACCACAGGCCAAGGAGUCAUACUGGCAGCUGGAGGAGUAAGACAGCAGCUACCUCUGAAACAAGACAACACCAGAAACCCAGUCUAUGCCUCCUCUCAGGCACAGAGUGCUGGAGAUUAUGAUUCAUUGAUUCAACAAAAUCAGCGAACCCCAAAUUGUGGAUCCACUCGUGAUUUGUCAGAGAUAUCAGAAGUCAAUCACCAUGAGAUUUUGGGAUCAGAAAGGACUCAAGGUUUUGUGCCCCAGCUUCACUUUGGUAAAGGCAACAAACAUCUUGGACAUGCAGCUCCACAAGCACAAAGAGAGAAAGCCUAUCCACUGCCUCAAGAUCUCACAGGUUAUACUGGUGGAGCGGGAAACUACCUUGGCCCUGGAGGCUACGGAACAGGUUUGGGGCAGGGAGCAUACCUGGGUGGUGCGGCUGGCAAACUUGGAGCUGCCGCUGCGCUCGGACAGGGCGGGUAUCCUCAAGGUGCUGCAGGCUAUGGUGACGGAGCAACAGGGCUGCUGGGUGCUGUAGCAGGAAAUGGCUAUGGUGGAGACGCUGCAAAAGCUCUGGCUGCAGGUUACGGGAAUGGUUAUAGCGACGGUUAUGGAGCUGGGCUUGGUUACCCAGCAGACUUAGCUGAUGGGGCUGAGAACAAAGCAGGGAAGAGUAAAGCCCUCAGCACAGGAGGCUACGCUGGGCAGGCACAGGGGGCAUAUGGAGCAGGAGCUGCUCAGGUUCCUUAUGGGAAUGCUCCAGUGAUUCCUACUGGACUGGAAGGUGAAGGGGGGUACCCGUACGGCGCUCAGUCACUCAGCCUCAGUGCUGAAGGUGCUAAAGCCACCAACAAAUAUGGUUAUGGUGCACAUCUGGGAGCGACUCAAGAUGCUAUGGGAGAGCAGGCUGGCAAAUAUGGUGGAGUUAACGGUGCCAUUGGAAAUGGAUACAAAGGCUAAUUCAAAUGACCUGAACCUCUUCAAGUGGAUCAUUUCCCUGAUGUGUUCACUGUAAUCUGUUCUAAAAGCUUUUUGUGUGUGUGUUCAGUCCAUUUUGUCCUGUCCUGUUGUCAGUUUUGUCCUUGUUUUAUCCUCUUCGUCUUUUCUCUGUAAGGGGACUUUGUUACCCGUGUCUGUUUGUCACUCUGGUCCAGAACCUGCAGUGCCCCACCUGUCUCAUUCUUUUAAUGCUGAAAAAAAUGGUGGUGAACAUAAACAAGAAAGACAUUUAUGUUUUGAGAUGAAUGUUUAAAUGAAUGUUUUAAUCAAAUAAAUUAUAUGUCCAGUGAUGCUGAAUUGAAGCUUCAAACAUUUGGUUUGUUUACCUGAACACUUUGUUCCUCUUAAAUCGCAUCAUCAAAGCCUCAUUUGCACACAGGAAGUUUUACCACUUCCUGUCUCAUGUUGGGCAGCACUGUCUGAGAUAAAGUGAACACCAGCACUCAAAUUGAAACUUAGUAAGAAGUAAGAAGAUGAGACAUGGAAUACAACAAGCAGUACAGAUAUGAUGCUUUUAUUGUGGAUAAAUGAAGAUCAAAUAGGCACAAUGAAUCACAAAUGCAUACAGUAUAUUGAUAAGAAAUAAAAAUGUAUUGUCUGCCACA